AUUCCAUUAUUCAAAGUCGAUUCUCUUUUUCCAUUUGCCAUCCCCCACUCCUCCCCUUCUCCUCACCCGCUGUCUUAUUCUCGAAAAAACAGCAGACAGACACUGCCUGUCAAGCACAAUCCAAUACCGAGUAACGAAAACAAGCAACUUCAGUAAAUACCAGCAAACCGCUUUCCACAGGAUACCUUUCUUCAUUACAAGUCAACAUGGCUGGAGCUCUGAGCAACGCGAAAAAGAACCUCAUCAAGAUCUCGGACCACGAGAAUGAGCAGGACUUUGGAUAUGUCUAUGGUGUCUCUGGUCCAGUCGUCAUCGCCGAUAACAUGAACGGAGCCGCCAUGUACGAGCUCGUUCGCGUCGGUCACGACGAAUUGGUUGGAGAGGUCAUUCGUAUCGAGGGGCACAAGGCUACCAUCCAGGUCUACGAGGAAACCUCUGGUUUGACCGUUGGUGAUCCCGUUCUUCGUACUGGCAAGCCCCUGUCUGUCGAGUUGGGACCCGGUCUCAUGGGAAACAUUUACGAUGGUAUUCAGCGUCCCUUGAAGGCCAUUAGCGAUCAAUCGGAGAGUAUUUACAUUCCUCGCGGUAUCUCGACCGUAGCCUUGGACAGGAAGGUCUCCUGGGACUUUGUUCCUCAGAACUUCAAGGUCGGCGACCACAUUACUGGAGGCGAUGCUUAUGGUGCUGUCUACGAGAACAGCUUGGUGACAAACCACUUGAUCACCCUUCCUCCUCGCGCUCGCGGAACGAUCACUUACAUUGCCGAGAAGGGCUCGUACACCUUGGAGGAUAAGGUUCUGGAGAUCGAAUUCAAUGGCGAGAAGCAGGAGUUCACAAUGAUGCACAUGUGGCCAGUUCGUUCGCCUCGUCCCGUCGCCGAGAAGUUGGUCGCUGACUACCCACUUCUGACUGGUCAGCGUGUCUUGGACGCUCUCUUCCCUUGUGUUCAAGGCGGUACGACCGCCAUUCCCGGGGCUUUCGGAUGCGGCAAGACUGUGAUCUCCCAGUCCUUGUCCAAGUACUCAAACUCGGACAUUAUUAUCUAUGUCGGAUGCGGAGAGCGUGGAAAUGAAAUGGCUGAGGUCUUGAUGGAUUUCCCUCAACUGUCAAUCCAGGUCGGCGACCGUCAAGAGUCGAUCAUGAAGAGAACCACGCUUGUGGCUAACACCUCCAACAUGCCUGUCGCUGCUCGCGAGGCCUCGAUCUACACUGGUAUCACAUUGUCUGAAUACUUCCGUGACCAGGGCAAGAACGUUGCCAUGAUGGCCGAUUCUACCUCUCGUUGGGCUGAGGCGCUUCGUGAGAUUUCCGGUCGUCUCGCGGAGAUGCCCGCUGAUAGCGGUUAUCCCGCCUACUUGGGAGCUCGUCUAGCCUCAUUUUACGAGCGUGCUGGAAAGGUUGUCUGCUUGGGUAACCCUAGACGUGAGGGAUCUGUCUCGGUCGUCGGAGCUGUUUCGCCCCCAGGUGGAGAUUUCGCCGACCCUGUCACACAAUCGACUCUGGGUAUUGUGCAGGUCUUCUGGGGUCUGGAUAAGAAGUUGGCGCAGCGCAAGCAUUUCCCCUCGAUCAACUGGUCUUUGUCGUACUCCAAGUACACGAACGUGUUGGCACAGUUUUACGAAAAGGAGGAUCCGGAAUUUAUUACCCUCCGUAACAAGACGCGCGAGAUCUUGCAAGAGGAGCAGGAUUUGUCAGAGAUUGUGCAGUUGGUCGGAAAGUCUGCGUUGGCAGAGAAGGAUAAGAUUGUGCUGGAGGUUGCCAAGUUGCUGAACGACGAUUUCCUGCAGCAGAACGGAUACUCCAACUAUGACCGCUACUGUCCCUUCUACAAGACUGUGUGGAUGUUGCGCAACAUGCUGUUCUUCUAUGAUCAGGCUGUGCACACUGUCGAAUCAUCGCAGAACGUGACCUGGGCGAAGAUUAGGGAUUCACUCGGAGACUUGCUCUAUAAGCUGAGCUCCAUGAAGUUUGAAGAUCCCGACGAUGGAGAGCAGAUUUUGCGCGAGAAGUACUCGAACAUCUACAAAGAGAUCGAGGACAGGUUCAGGGCAUUCAUGGACUCGAACUAGACGGAUGAUAUUGGAGACGAAUGGUGGAGGGCUGCUUUUUUGUCAGAGGAUCUUUAUACAGGGCAGACGUUAGCAUGAGUUCUCCAAGCUGGGCGUUAUUUUCACAAUGAAUAAAAAAAAAGGGCGCGGUGUUGUAAUUA
Molecule: messenger RNA, 2209 nt
Organism: Gamsiella multidivaricata
Lineage: Eukaryota; Fungi; Mortierellomycota; Mortierellomycetes; Mortierellales; Mortierellaceae
Product: V-type proton ATPase catalytic subunit A
Exons: 10
Coding region: 207-2069 (620 amino acids)
Biological process (GO): proton transmembrane transport; ATP metabolic process
Cellular component (GO): proton-transporting V-type ATPase, V1 domain; fungal-type vacuole membrane
Molecular function (GO): proton-transporting ATPase activity, rotational mechanism; ATP hydrolysis activity; ATP binding
Source: RefSeq, a predicted model, not a curated record